Molecule: messenger RNA, 1323 nt
Organism: Psylliodes chrysocephalus
Lineage: Eukaryota; Metazoa; Arthropoda; Insecta; Coleoptera; Chrysomelidae
Source: the annotation of a GenBank genome assembly
UCAAAACAUUUUAAGUAAAUUUUGAGCAAGGAAAAUUAUUAGUAAAUUAUGGCGGAGCAACCAUUACACAAUAGGAUAUAUUUUUAUAGAGAAAAUGAAAAAUUAGAAGAAGACGUGGAUACAUUAAAUAAGGAAUUGGAUGAUACGAAGAAAUCAUCGGUAAAUACGGAGUAUAUUGAAAAUUUAAAAAUGGAAAAAAAUAAUUUACUAGCUCUAAAUGAACGUUUACAAAGGAAACUCAAAUAUCUCAGGCAUUAUAGUCCAACAAAACAAUCUGAUUUUGUGCAGGAAACCAAAGAAAAAAAAGACCUUUUUGAAACGGUCAAAGAAUUGGACAGACUCAUAGAGAAAUUUAAAAGAAACGAAAUAUUCGAGAUAAAGCAACAAGAUGAGAAUCACACUGCUAAUCUGAUUAACUCAUUAACCAUAAAAAUUGAGGAAGAAGAAAAAAAAUCUGAACAAUUAAACGAAAUUAUAAGAAAAUUACGAAACAGCGAUGAGAAAUAUAUCUUAGAAGAAAAAUUAACUGAUUUAAAGCAGCUGUUAACUGAUUUAGAAAAAGAAAACUCAAAAUUGAAAUACGAGAACGAGCAGCUACUAGAUAACAUAGAAAAUUUUAAAAAUCAAUUAAACCAAGCUUUGGAAGACGUAAAAAUUGCCACAAAAAAAUGUUAUACCUUGGAAGACGAUAAAGAUCAACUAAAAAAAAUAAUUUCCGAUUUAGAAAACGAAAAAACGCAAAUAAAAAAAGACAUGGACGAAAUGAAUGAGACAAACGCAGUUAACAAGGUGCCAGUUGAUACUGAAUUAGCUUUGGAACACAUUUCGGAAGCAUAUGAAAUGAAGAGGCGAGAAGUUAAACAACUUAUGGAACAAUUAGUUGCAGCAGAAAAUAUUAUAAAAGAAUUCCAGAAACAGUUUAAAUCUUUAUAUACAUAAGUUUUUUUUAUCAUUACGUUUGUUACUUCAAAAGAAAUCGAACUUGUUAUAGUUGGCUGUGGAUAAUCAAAUACAACAAAUGGUAUCGGGACUAUGGAUAAUCGCACUAAAAAAUGAGUUAAACAUUAAUUUGAAGAGUCUAAAAAACGAGUGAAAUCAUUUGACAGCACUCGACAGCACGUUGAGUGCAUUAACUUAUGUGGUUACGCAUAGUCUCGUUAUAAAAAGUUGUAUUUGUUAAUGUAUAUCAUGAAUUAAUAAAAAAUAACAGUUCAAUAAGUUUACAGCUACAUUACAAGCAAUAUUAGAUCUGUAUAGCCUUUUAAAGUACCAGCUAUUAGUCAAAACUAAAAGUAGAGGACAUUCUUACAUUACGAGUGAUAU